ACAGCGAGAGGUCGAUUCCAAUCCUCGGGCAGCACUGAUGACGACCAAAGUGGAUCGGACAUAGAUCACGAAAGUUCAUCACUCCGUGGUCGAAAACAAAGAAUAUUGCUUCACUCCGUCGCGCACGGAGUGCGUAAACGUCGGGGCAACUUACCUAAACAAUCUGUUAAAAUUUUGAAGCGAUGGCUGUAUGAGCAUCGUUACAACGCCUAUCCGAGUGACAAUGAAAAAACAUACCUCAGCCAAGAAGCUAAAUUGACUAAUCUUCAGGUGUGUAACUGGUUUAUAAACGCAAGGCGUCGUAUUCUUCCGGAAAUAAUAAGACGUGAGGGUCAGGAUCCUCUGCAAUACACAAUUUCACGUCGCGGCAAAAAGAUGCCAGGUGGAAAUCAUCAUCACCAGCAGGCGGCUGGUUUAAGUCCCAAUGCGAGUCGCGGCUGGGAUACAACAAUGUCUAACAGUCCCUCUACAGCACGUAGACACAGCCGUGAUUAUGAGGAUCACGUUAUGUACAGAAGUGAGGAAGACAGUCCAAAUGAUUAUGAAAGUAGUUCUCAUAGUGAAGAAGAACGUCCAUCAUCACAAUGGCCAAGUGUUAUCGUAUAUCCAUAUUCAGAGACAAAAGUUGAGCCGUCAAAUGAAUUAAAUUACGACGAGGCAAUAAAUCACCCUGCACGACGAGGAGAGGAAUGCCAAGACAACAAACCAGGAUACUGGAGCGCACCACGAGCGCACUUAUCCUCAGAACGGCAAGGAGAGCCCUGUGGAAGCAGUUCCAGUAAUAAGAAAUAUUACUCAAUCACCGAGUUGAAUGACGAAUUGAUCCGCCAAAGUGUGGCAGGAUGGGUCCCUAACAAAGAAAACAAGGGUCCAUUUGCAAAAGACAUCCCGACAUCGAGCUUAGUACUGCUGGUGAACACAGCUAUUGCUCUUGAUAAGUGGGAAAAUCAAGUUAACUCUGCUCAGUAA
This is a messenger RNA of Cotesia congregata, 969 nucleotides long. Lineage: Eukaryota; Metazoa; Arthropoda; Insecta; Hymenoptera; Braconidae. The record is from the annotation of a GenBank genome assembly.